This is a messenger RNA of Carassius gibelio (silver crucian carp), 2226 nucleotides long. Its product is annotated as transcription factor Maf-like. Gene Ontology annotation, biological process: regulation of transcription by RNA polymerase II. Bases 652 to 1653 code for a protein of 333 amino acids. NCBI's taxonomy places the organism in Eukaryota, Metazoa, Chordata, Actinopteri, Cypriniformes, Cyprinidae. The record is from RefSeq and is a predicted model, not a curated record. Gene Ontology annotation, molecular function: DNA-binding transcription factor activity, RNA polymerase II-specific; RNA polymerase II cis-regulatory region sequence-specific DNA binding. The transcript has 3 exons. Gene Ontology annotation, cellular component: nucleus.
AUAAUAAUUAAGUAAAUAAAUAAAAACCCUCCACACACACGCGUGCGUUACUAAUUUACAAUUUUGAAAAGGGAAUGACGAAAGAGUUAAAUGCUCGACAUCCAUUCAGUUCUUUCCUCUUGCAUUUCCAAAAUGACAGUCAGCUGACGAGAAAAGUUUUCGUUUCCGAGCCGAUAUGUUAACGACCUCAGAGAUUCAGCGAGCCUAUUGGCUCGCUCCGAUCCGUCACUGAAGCUAUAAAACUCAGCAAUGCUUUUAAACUGUACGGUCGUGUGUCGAGUUUAAAAACGCUCUCUCAGCUCGAUCUGUGUCAGCAGCAUUUUGCGCACUUCUUUUAAGUUACACUCACCCGUUUGACCACGAUGAUGUCUGCUCACGAGGAGUCACUAAAGUGUUAAAUGUUUGAAACCCAAGGCCGCCGAAAUUCACUUGUAAAGAGAGGAGAAAGAGAUCCGAUGCUUCUUUGCAAUAGACUGUGCCAACGAGAGCUCAUAAUCUGGAGUUAGAAGCGCAGUGAAAAGUCCUGUGCAGUCUUUGUUUUCCUGCUAAAAGUAAACCAUAAAAAACAGCAAGCUGGCUCACUCUCUCCCGAUCCAGCCGGCGUUGACAGCAGCUCUUCACCCGCUCUGGAGGACGGUCAGCAGCAAGAGGAUGGCAUCAGAGUUGGCACUGAGCAGCUCCGACCUGCCCACCAGUCCCCUGGCCAUGGAAUAUGUUAAUGACUUCGAUCUGAUGAAGUUUGAGGUGAAGAAAGAGCCACUGGAGCCCGAUCGCAGCAUCAGCCAGUGCAGCCGUCUGAUCGCCGGGGGCUCCCUGUCUUCCACCCCGAUGAGCACGCCCUGCAGCUCGGUUCCCCCUUCCCCAAGCUUCUCGGCGCCCAGCCCUGGCUCCGGGAGCGAGCAGAAGGCGCACCUAGAUGAUUUCUACUGGAUGACCGGUUAUCAGCAGCAGCUCAACCCGGAGGCUUUGGGCUUCAGCCCCGAGGAUGCGGUUGAAGCGCUGAUCAACAGCACACAUCAGCUCCAGAGCUUCGACGGCUAUGCUAGAGGGCAGCAAUUCAGUAGCGCAGCCGGGGCGGGAGGCACCAUGCCCGGAGAGGAGAUGGGAUCAGCCGCCGCGGUGGUGUCCGCAGUCAUUGCCGCCGCUGCAGCGCAGAACGGGGCUCCUCACCACCACCACCACCAUCAUCACCACAGCCACCACCAGCAGCACCAAACUCCCGGGGUCCAGUCCAGCAACAACUCUUCUAGCACCCACCACCAGCACUCCCACCUGGAUGACCGCUUCUCGGACGAGCAACUCGUUACCAUGUCCGUGCGGGAGCUCAACCGCCACUUGCGCGGCGUCAGCAAAGAGGAGGUGAUCCGACUCAAACAGAAGAGGAGAACCCUCAAAAACAGAGGCUAUGCCCAGUCGUGUCGCUACAAGAGGGUCCAACAGAGGCACGUAUUGGAGGGCGAGAAGACCCAGCUCAUGCAGCAGGUGGACCACCUCAAACAAGAGAUCUCGAGACUGGUGCGUGAGAGAGACGCGUACAAAGAGAAGUACGAGAAGCUCGUGAGCAGCGGCUUCCGAGAAAACUCGUCGAGCAGCGACAACAACCCCUCAUCCCCGGAGUUUUUCAUGUCUUCCAGAAAGUUCCUUCAUCUGUGACUAUGAGUUCUCUAAGCCUGACCUUGAUAAGUGAGAUGGACCUUUCAUCAACCUCACACUCCACAUCCAUGAAUGCUCUUGCGCAGGACAACCCACACUCACUCUGUAGUGCAGUGCUCUUAAGGCACUCAAACAUGUCCGUGUUGUUCUUUGGCUAAUGUUUACAAAUCCCUCCUAAUUCCAGCCGAGUUGCCGCACACAAGCACAGAAAAAAUUAGUUUCAGCUUCACAGUCGGAGGCCUGCUGCAGUUCAGCUGGGAAGAGGAUAAAGGAACAACCAGAAAAGAGAACAAGAGAGAGACCGAAACAGACCACAUACAAUGUUAACAAUCAUCUAAAUCAAGAGCAGUGUUAUUACAAAAUAAAUGUAAUAGCAAUCAGUAACAUUUACAUUCGCUGAGUAAAAAUGUGUAAUUAAAUGACUGUUAUUUAUGAAAAUGUUAACAAUUACUAACAGGGAUCAUCUGAACACUGAAUGAUUUAAACAUUUGCAUUUAUUUAUUUUUCACACACCCACAUACAGAUUUAACUUAUUUAUUUCAUAAAUUGCAGUGACUCAGGAGAUUAGUACAG